Molecule: messenger RNA, 1593 nt
Organism: Momordica charantia (bitter melon)
Lineage: Eukaryota; Viridiplantae; Streptophyta; Magnoliopsida; Cucurbitales; Cucurbitaceae
Product: methionine gamma-lyase
Biological process (GO): transsulfuration
Cellular component (GO): cytoplasm
Molecular function (GO): carbon-sulfur lyase activity; pyridoxal phosphate binding
Source: RefSeq, a predicted model, not a curated record
UUCUCUCUAAUUUCCUCAUUUUCAGAAAGAAAAAAGGGGAACUCCAUGGCUGAAGUAGAAGCUCGUCCUAUUCCUCACCCAUGCUGGAACGAGAAGAAGAAGUUAAUCAAGUACGAGAAGGCCAAAAGCCCGAAGCCGGCGACGAAGUCAGCGACCGAGGAGGAUCCUGCAGCGGCGCUGGCGUUGGCGGAGCACGAGUUCGGGGAGCACGGCGGAGUGAACAUGUCGGUUGAGGCCUCGAUCACAUUCACCGUGAUGGAGGCGGAAACGAUGCGGCGGAUGUUCGAAGGGGAGGAGGGCCCAGAAGGGGAGUGCUUCAUCUACAGCCGUCACUUCAACCCGACGGUGAUGGCUCUCAGCCGUCAGAUGGCGGCGCUGGAAGGAACUGAGGCGGCGUAUUGCACUUCCAGUGGGAUGGCCGCCGUUUCUUCGGUUUUGCUUCAGCUGGUGAGCUCCGGCGGCCAUAUUGUGGCCUCGAGGACUCUCUACGGCGGCACUCACGCGCUUCUCUCGCAUUUUCUGCCGAGGGUCUGCAACAUUACAACCACGUUUGUGGAUAUUAAGGACCAUGGGAUGGUUGCAAAUGCCAUGCUGGAGGGGAAGACCAAGGUGUUGUAUUUCGAGACAGUGGCGAACCCGACCCUGACCGUGGCGGACAUACCGGAGCUAAGUCGGAUGGCUCAUGAAAAGGGGGUGACGGUGGUCGUGGAUAAUACGUUCGCACCAAUGGUGAUCUCACCGGUGAGGCUUGGAGCUGACGUCGUGGUUCACAGCUCCUCCAAGUUCAUCAGCGGCGGCGCCGACAUUAUUGCCGGUGCUGUUUGUGGGUCAAAAAAAUUGGUGCAUUCGAUGAUGGACCUGCAGCAGGGGACACUGAUGCUUCUAGGGCCAACAAUGAACCCCAAAGUUGCUUGUGAACUGUCACAAAGAGUCCCCCAUUUAGGGCUCCGAAUGAAAGAGCACUGCCACAGAGCUCUAAUCUUCGCCCAAAGAAUACAGAACCUUGGCUUCAAAGUGAUAUAUCCAGGCCUCAAGGAUCACCCUGACCAUCACCUCAUAAACUCCAUAGCCAACACAAGCUAUGGCUAUGGCUAUGGCGGCGUUCUGUGCAUCGACAUGGAAACCGAGGAGCGAGCCAAUAGGCUCAUGAAUCUCCUUCAAAACCACACCAAGUUUGGGCUCAUGGCCGUCAGCUUGGGGUUCUUCGAGACCCUUAUGUCGUGCUCCGGCAGCAGCACCAGCAGCGAGCUGAACGCCGAGGAGAAGGAACUGGCUGGCAUUUCUCCCGGCUUGGUUAGGAUUUCUGUUGGCUAUGUGGGAACCUUGGAGCAGAAGUGGAGCCAAUUGGAGAGGGGCUUGUUGAAGAUGAAGCUUUGAAGAUUUAUCAUUUUGAAUAAUGAAUAAAAAAGAACAACCACUUUUUGUUUGGUUUUUAAGGUAGAAUAAUGUAGGAUUUGGUCGGGUCUUAAUUAUGUUUUUUAUUUAUGUGGCUCUUAUGUUUUUUUGAGUUGAUUUAGUUAUAAGGAUAUAUUGUUGAGCUUGGAGUAAUUCUUUGUAAUCAAGUUAAGAAGUUGAUGUAAGAUAGAAAUUAAU